Molecule: messenger RNA, 1610 nt
Organism: Erythranthe guttata (spotted monkey flower)
Lineage: Eukaryota; Viridiplantae; Streptophyta; Magnoliopsida; Lamiales; Phrymaceae
Product: HXXXD-type acyl-transferase family protein
Source: RefSeq, a predicted model, not a curated record
UCUCUCUCUAUAUCUCUCUCUCUAAAUUACACAAAAACAAAGGACUAAAUAAUAAAAAAGAAAGAAAGAGAAGAAACGAUGCCGUCUUCAUCAGUAGUGAUUGUCUCAAAAUGCACUAUAUACCCCGAACGCAGCUCCACGAUAAAGUCCCUGAGGCUCUCCGUAUCUGAUCUCCCCAUGCUCUCCUGUCAGUACAUUCAAAAGGGGGUUCUUCUGCCGUCGCCGCCUCUCUCCUCCGCGGAUCUCCUCUCUCUCAUCAAGCUCUCACUUUCCAGAACCCUCUCUGAGUUUCCACCGCUCGCCGGCCGCUUGCAGACCGACGCCGUCGGACACGUGCACAUCGUUUGCAACGACGCCGGCGUUGAUUUCUUCCAUGCCAAGGCGCCGCACAUCUCCGUCGCCGCCCUGCUUCCGCCGCACGAUCGUGAUAUACCGUCGGUGUACCGCCGGUUCUUCCAGUACGAUAGCACGCUGAGCUACGCCGGACACGAUAGGCCGCUCGUGGCGGUGCAGGUGACUGAGCUGAACGACGCCGUUUUCGUCGGGUGCGCCGCGAAUCAUGCCGUGAUGGACGGAACCUCGUUCUGGAAUUUCUUUAACACCUUCGCUGAAAUGGCGAGUGGGGCGAAGAAGAUCUCGAGAUCGCCGGACUUCAGCCGCGACACUGUUUUUGAUUCGCCGGCGGUGCUGGCGUUCCCCGAAGGAGGGCCGUCGGCGACCUUCUCCGGCGACGAGCCUUUGCGCGAAAAGAUCUUCCAUUUUAGCAGAGAAGCGAUUAUGAAGCUGAAAUUCAGGGCAAAUAACGCCGCCCAAAAGCCAGAAUUCGGUGUCCCGGAGAUCUUGGGGAAACAGAGUAACGACAGUUGGGCGGUUAACUGCAAAACUAACGGAAAGAUAACGCCCGUUAAUGACGAAAGUACUUUAGUGAAGAAAAAUCCAACGGCUGAGAUUUCAUCAUUCCAGUCACUCAGCGCCCAUCUCUGGAGAUGCGUGACACGUGCCAGGAACUUAGACGCAAACAAGACGACGACGUUUAGGAUGGCAGUGAACUGCAGGCACCGGCUCGAGCCGCGGCUGGAGCCGCUCUACUUCGGCAACCUAAUCCAGAGCAUCCCAACCGUCGCCACCGCGGGAGAGCUGCUGUCGAACGACUUGAGCUGGGGGGCGGAUCGGCUGCACCAGAACGUGGUGGCGCACGGGGAUGGUACGGUGCGGCGCGGCGUGAAGGAGUGGGAGAGCAAUCCUAGGUUGUUCCCACUUGGGAAUUUUGACGGUGCGAUGAUGACCAUGGGAAGCUCCCCUAGGUUCCCAAUGUACGACAAUGAUUUCGGGUGGGGCCGACCAUUGGCCGUAAGAAGUGGUGGGGCCAACAAAUUUGACGGCAAGAUCUCGGCCUUCCCUGGCCCUGAAGGAAAUGGAAGCGUUGAUCUUGAGGUGGUGCUUGCACCCGAUACUAUGGCCGUCUUAGAGAAUGAUUUCGAAUUUAUGCAAUUUGUUUCUUGAAUUAUGUUAUUUUAUUCGCUCCUAAAAAAAUUAGUAACUUUUUAAUCUUUUAAUUUGAAAAUGCAAUUAUGGGUCUAGAUGGAAGGUCGAUUUAACCCUCGCCAAUA